This is a messenger RNA of Abrus precatorius (Indian licorice), 1930 nucleotides long. Its product is annotated as glycerol-3-phosphate 2-O-acyltransferase 6-like. The transcript is spliced from 2 exons. Gene Ontology annotation, biological process: cutin biosynthetic process. The record is from RefSeq and is a predicted model, not a curated record. Gene Ontology annotation, cellular component: membrane. Gene Ontology annotation, molecular function: glycerol-3-phosphate 2-O-acyltransferase activity; phosphatase activity. NCBI's taxonomy places the organism in Eukaryota, Viridiplantae, Streptophyta, Magnoliopsida, Fabales, Fabaceae. Bases 155 to 1642 code for a protein of 495 amino acids.
CCUUUUAAAACCCCCUCUUCUCCCUCACUCUCUCCUCAUAACAUUUCCAAGCUGGCUAUCUCUCCCAUCUUCCCCACCACACCACACCACCAACCAAACCUCACUCUCUAUUUUUUCCUAAACCCUUCUCUCACACCCUCUCUACACCACAAUCAUGGGAGCUUUUCGCCACUUCCAACCAAUCUCAAAAUGCACCACAGAACAAAGAUCAAACCAAACCGUGGCCUCAGACUUGGAUGGCACCCUCUUAGUGUCUCCAAACGCUUUUCCUUAUUACAUGCUUGUUGCCAUUGAAGCUGGUAGCUUCCUAAGAGGACUUGUCCUCUUAGCAUCUGUCCCUUUUGUAUACUUCACAUACAUUUUCAUUUCUGAAACUCUUGCCAUCAAGUCUCUGAUCUUCGUGACCUUCGCAGGCUUGAAGAUCAGAGACAUUGAAAUGGUGGCAAGGUCCGUGUUGCCGAAAUUCUAUGCCGAGGAUGUGCACCCCGAAAGUUGGAGAGUGUUCAACUCUUUUGGGAAGCGUUACAUUGUCACGGCUAGUCCUAGGUUGAUGGUUGAGCCUUUUGUUAAGACCUUCUUAGGGGCUGAUAUGGUGCUUGGGACUGAACUGGAGACAACAAAGUCAGGUAGAGCAACUGGGUUUGUUAAGGAACCUGGUGUGCUUGUUGGUGAGCACAAAAAACAAGCUCUUGUCAAGGAAUUUCAGUCUAAUUUACCUGACUUGGGACUUGGAGAUAGUGAAAGUGAUCAUGACUUCAUGUCCAUUUGCAAGGAAGGGUAUAUGGUGCCAAGGACUAAACGUGAACCACUACCAAGAAACAAGCUUCUAAGCCCAAUUAUUUUUCAUGAGGGUAGGUUUGCUCAGAGGCCAACUCCUCUAGCUGCUCUCUUGACCUUCCUAUGGCUACCAAUUGGCAUAAUACUAUCUAUCAUGAGGGUCUACCUUAACAUCCCUUUGCCUGAAAGAAUUGCAUGGUACAACUAUAAGCUACUUGGAAUAAGAGUCACUGUGAAAGGUACCCCUCCACCACCCCCAAAGAAAGGUCAAAGUGGAGUCCUUUUUGUUUGUAACCACCGCACAGUUUUAGACCCAGUGGUUACAGCAGUUGCACUUGGAAGAAAAAUUAGUUGUGUCACAUAUAGUAUAAGCAAAUUCACUGAAAUAAUUUCACCAAUUAAAGCUGUGGCACUCUCAAGGGAAAGAGAGAAAGAUGCUGCCAAUAUCAAGAGAUUGCUUGAAGAAGGUGAUUUGGUUAUUUGCCCUGAAGGUACAACAUGUAGAGAACCAUUCCUCUUGAGGUUCAGUGCACUUUUUGCUGAACUAACUGAUAGGAUUGUCCCAGUUGCUAUCAACACAAAACAAAGUGUGUUUUAUGGGACAACAGUACGAGGACACAAGUUGUUGGACCCUUACUUUGUGUUCAUGAAUCCCAUGCCCACAUAUGAGAUCACUUUCUUAAACCAGCUUCCCAAAGACCUCACUUGCAAUGGAGGAAAAUCAGCAAUUGAAGUUGCAAACUACAUUCAAAGGGUCCUUGCAGGGACUUUGGGAUUUGAGUGCACCAAUUUAACAAGGAAGGACAAGUAUGCAAUGCUUGCAGGAACAGAUGGAACAGUUCCAUCUAAGAAGGAGAAGGCUUAAAAGGGAGAGGAACAAAUUAAGCUUUUCCCUUUUGAUUAUUCUGUAUUGGUGCCGACUGUGUUUCCAAAACUCAUAGAACUAUGGUAUUAAUAAAAACUGAUUGUGAUGAUGCCCAUGAAAAAAUAACAGUUUAUGUAUAUUUUGUUUUUUUUUUUCUAUAUAUACAAAUUAUAGCUUGUUAUUGAAUCAUUCCUGAAAUCCGGUACAAUUUUUUUGCCUGAGGUUUUACAUAUACAGUCUGUGUCAGUACGAAUGUGAGAUGGGCAUGGGAGAUGUAAGACAGAUGAA